GGCAUUGAAGCUUCAGUAAUAAUAAUCACACUAUUUUGUUGGAAAUUUUCAAUUUGAUGUUAUGUUCUGUGCUGAUUUCUCUAAACGUGCGUGCUUAUGAUGUAUACAUUUUACUUGAGUGUUAAAUUCAGUGUAAAUCGUCAUAAUGUCGGAAGAAAUUAAUUUGAGCUCUAACAGCCUAUGUAUACCAGAGGACGCAUUUGAACAAUUCCAAGCGGGUGCUAUCUACGAAGAAGAGGAAUUUGUGACUUUGGCAGAUAUCGUGCCGCCACCACCGCAAGCCCCGGUAUUGCCAAACAAUAUUUGUGAAAUUCCGUACGACAAUGAAGUUGUGUUGUCGUCUAACUGUGACGAACAGCUUAUCGGCGAUGAAGCCGGUGCUACAAGUUGUACCCAAAUUGAUUCUGUGCCCGUGAGUGCUUCCGAAGGCAGUGCCGAACAGCCCCCGAGUGUUUCCGAAGACAGUGCCCAGCAGUCUUUGGAACAAAUAAAUGAAAAUGUGCAAACAAUUCCUUCUAAACCGAGAAGGGGACGAAAGAAAAAGAAUCUUGAUGUAAAGGCGGUUCCACAGCCUACACAAAUUGAUUUGGCAACUGCUAGUGAACAAUUACCCACUACUAAAACUAGAAGGGGUAGAAAACCAAAAUCAAGCUUGUUAGCCCAAAAUGAAACAAUAGAGGCAGAAAAUGUUAGUACACUAAAUUCAAAUAGCCCAGCACUCGAGACUAAAAAACGAGGACGUAGUAAACGGUUUUCUGAAAAACCUUCAAAUGAUUUUAUAUAUGAUGAUAUCAAGCAAGUUCGUAGAAAAAGAGGCAGAGUUAAAAGGACUUCAGGCACAGAACUUCCACCACAGACACCAGAGCAGCAAAGUGACAGUGAAGCUGCAAAUAACUUAAUACAUGAAACUACUGAUAAUGGAUUGGAACAAUCUAGUCCACCUAAAAAAAGAGGUAGAGGACGUCCAAGAAAAAACUUACAACAAAGUAUUGCAAACAAUGCUCAUACAACUUUGCAGGCUGAUACAGAUAGUACAUUGAAUAAUGUUGAAGCUGCAUUACAGAAUUUGUUUUCGACAACAAUUGAAGACAGUCACAGUGUGGCUGAGCAAACAAGUAACACCAAUGGAGACAGUAUUAUGCAAGCUACUGACUUAGAAGAUCAAACUAAGGAACAAGACACAAAAGCAACUGAAUUUAAAGGCCUUGAUGGUGAUGAUGAUGAGGAUGAUGCAGAUGAUGUGUCCUUAAGCAAAUUAAAAGAGAGUCUUGGAACUAAUAUUGAAAAUUCAGGUGAAAAGAUUGAAUUAAAUACUUCAGAUGAGCAGGUGUUGAAAUCUACUGAAAAUGAUAAAAUUGAAAUACAUACAAUCUUAAAAAAUAACAAUGUUGAUAGUACCGUGAACAACAUAGAUGAUAAAAGUGAUGACAUAAAUAAUGAUUUCUAUGAUAAUUCAUUACUAGUAGAAGACACAUCUAAGCGGACUACUCGCAGGAAGGCAAAAAAGACAUUUCAUUAUGAUGAGGACUCUGAUGAGGAUCCAUUUGCAAAUGUAGAAUUGUCUGAUGAUGAACCUAGAAGUAGAAGGAAAGGAAAAAAGUACUAUUCUGAUGAUGAAUAUGUUCCUGAAAAGGAACCCAAAAUAGGCAAAAGUAUUUCUUCAGAUGAAUCUGAUAUAGAGAUUAGUGAUAUUGAUAUCACAAAGGAAAUUGGAGUUGGUACCAAGCAGAAAAGAAAGAGGACAUCUAAGAAAUUCGACAGUCCAGGAAAAAGCCCAAAAAAGAAGAGCAGAAUUGAUUCUGACAAAACACAUGACUUAACAAAAGAUAGUGAUAAUAACCCAGAUGGUCAAAUCAGUCCAGAACCAACGGUGAUAGAGGUUCCUGAUGGUUCAACUGAAGAUAAAAAAGGUUUAUGGGGCAUGUCCAAUGAAUUUGAAAAUUUCAUUGCUCAGAAAAUGCAAGGCACUAAUUUGAAAAUUAAAAAGGUGUCAUCGAGUGAACCUUCCCAAAAUGCACCAAUUGAAAUACCUGUGUUAAAUCCUGAUGAUAAAAAAACUAUUGAAAUGGCUUGUCAAACAAACAUUACUAAAACAAUGUCAACAGGUGUGCAAACUACCACACCAUAUGAGACUCCCAUGAAAGAGAAUGUUGCCUUAACUGCAGAACAAUCUGAAAAGGCUUGCGAUUUCCUGAAAAGUAUAGUAAAAACAACAUCUGAACUAGGUCAACUUAUGACACAAAAGUCUGAAGACUUCAUUACAAAAAAAAUUAACACGAACCAUGUGACUGACACAUUCAAAAUGGAUUAUUGUGUCAAAAAGUCAUUUUUAUUGCUAAAACUUGCUAAACAUAAUAUAGUUCAGAUGGAAGAAGAUUUAUCUAAACAAUACCAAGAAUUUCUCAAACACACUAACUUAAUAUCUUACAGGGAAAAGCCAAAAGUUCUUGAAGCUAAAGGAAAAGAUAGUGAUAGUGAUUGUGAAAUUGUCGAAACCAUCCAAGUGCCACCAAAGAGUAAAUCUCAAAAAUCCAAGUUCAAUCCUAAAACUGUAUUUCUUAAUAAAGAAUUGUCUAUCAAAAUUGCUAAAAAACCUCCUCCACAAACUCAAAACCAGAAAGGUAAACAAAAACUUAACAUCGAAGAUCGACAUUCUGUUUGGAUCAGUGAUUCGGUGAUGGUUAAAAAGGUAAAACCAACGCAGUCUUUUUUAGCCCAGGACAGCCGAAAUAAAAAACCUCCUGAUUCUUAUGUGACUGUAAAAAUGGUAAGUGAUUUUUUUAAAAAUUACUAUCAAAGACAGGUGACUUCACUAUGUGCUCCGUUCAUAUCUAGUGAGUGGCUAAACUCUACACAUAAAAACUAUGUGUGCAGUUAUUUUGUUGUGGAGCCUGAUAAGUUUUCUGGUGGGAGUACAAGUUUUCCAGAGGAUGAUCAAAUUUUCUUGGACACCAAUUCUGAGACGAAUUCUGUAUCAACUGUAAAUAAUAACACAAAAUCUACAACUGAAUUAAAUAACUCUUUAAACCCACAAACACUCACAUCUUUGUGUACAAUUGUUUUGCAAAAAGGAAUGCAAAUGUUCAACAUGAAUAAAGUUGAAGAGCAAGAAUAUAAAAUUGAUGAUGCUAUUUCAAAUUUGAAACAAAAAGAAAUGCCUGGCACUUUAUUUCGGCUUUCUUUAAAUGCAUGUCACAGACACAUUUUGCAAAAGCACUCAGAAAUUUCAAAUUUCAAUCCAGCUGGAGAAUCAUUUCAUGAAAUUGAAAAAACUGUGUCAAAUGUAAAGAAAAAACAGAUGCCCAGCACAUUAUUUCGCCUUUCUUUAGAUAUGCUGACACAAGAAGGUAAAAAAUCAACAACAGAUAUUAGUUCCUUAUCAGUGAACAACAAAACCGUUGAGUAUGCCACAAAUGUACCAUCACUGAAAAAACUGUGUUAUCAAAAAGUUGGAGCAUUAUAUAGUAAUAAAGCCAAUACAUCCAAUGAGCUCAGGAUCAAUGACAUUGAAUAUGAAGCUUCAGAAAUAAUAUGUGAUUUUGGUACAUUGAUUGAUGACAUUUCCAUACCCGACAAUCAAAAAGAGUUUAAGUCACUAUUUUCUCUAUGUGUAGAGUGGAUACAAAGAGACCAGAAAGAUUAUAUCACAACUUGUAAACUGCCUAUUCAAAAUAAUGUACUCUGUAAUUCAAAUAAUAAUAUAUUGUUUAUACCAUGUCUGCUGAAAGAUAUGACUUUUGAAACUGUAAAAAGCCUUUUGUACAGAAAGUAUCAUUUUUCCGGGCAAGAUGACGAUCCUGCAAUAGAACAAAAUGAUGUUCAUAUGCAAAAAGUGAAGAAAUUGACAGAUAUUUGCUUUGAAAUAGUUUCGGCAUAUACUGCUGAAGAUUUUGAUAAUAACGAGAAAACUACAGUCAGCCUGACAAUAAACUCUGUAAACACCAUGUCAGAGGAAGCAUUUCAUAAUAUAGAAGAAGAUAAUUUAGAAGAGGGUGAUGACGAUCUCUAUGAUGAAAACAAUUUUGAAGAUGAUUUUAACAAUGAUGAAGGAGAAAAUCAGACAGAAGAACAUAACUGGGUGUCGCAAGUACAAAUGAAAGAACUUAAAUCUUGCUUUCUACCUGAUAAUGUUAACGAAAAUGAAAAUUUUGAAGAUAAUAACAUUUUACAAGAACCUCUAACGACUCUCAUUAAACUUGAACCUCAAGAUGAGCCUUCUGGAUGUGUAGUAGAUUCUACAAUAAUAAAAACAGAACCUGAGGCAAAUCUUGAUGAAAUGACUUAUAUUCCUGAAAAUGUACUAGCAGUACAUACUAAGCAGGAACAAAUUGAACAUACUGACGUCAGAAAUUCUAUUCAAAGGUACAAAAACUCCAAUUAUGAUGAAGAUUUUCUAAGUCAGAGUGAGCAAGAUUCCGAAAUAUUUAGUCAAAGUUCUUUAAGGGUCCGCAGACAACAUGAACCUGACUAUAAUAAUGAAUACGAUCCUGCUAUGAGCUUACUAAUUCCACAGGCUUUUGAACCACUUAAUGCUGUAACAGCUAAAGGGAGUCUGAUGGAAAGUAGUUCUGACGAGGCAAGUAAUAAUAGUAAGAAACCUACUGGAAAAAAGAAACCUGACAGAAGACUAAAAAAUAAAAAAGCCAAGAAACCUGAAACUAAACAAAAUAAAGAAUUGCCAAUACAAAAAGAAAAAUCGCCUCCACCAGCACCAGCAAUAAACGAAGUGGCUGUUCUUACUAGAAAAAUGCGAGAAAGGAUAAGGCAAGAGGAAAAAAAAGUUGAGUCUUCAGAUUCUGAGACUGAAAGUGUGUCAGUUACCGCGAAAAAAGAUAAAAACCGAAAGCAUGACAUUCAAAGUAAACCUUCAACAAGUAGCAAAGCUCCAGGUGAUGAAAUACAAUGCAAUAACGUAGAUUCAACUGAACAAAUUGACACAGAGAUUGACAAGAAUUUUACUGGUUUUACUGCUGUAGAUCAGAACGAAAUCAACAAUUAUCAAAAGUAUGUGAAAUUUGUAUAUGACAAGAUUUUACCGAAAGUCAUUUCUGAAGAAUCUAAACAAAAUGAUGAGUUGAGAGACGUAAGAGCAAAUUCAAAUAAAUCUAUGAAUGACUAUGCACCUGAAACUUCCUCAGUUGUUUCUGAAGACAAUAAUAAACCAGAAUCGCCUCUCAUUAAUUACGAUGAUCCUGUUGAAAUGUUAGAAUGUGAACCUACAAUGCCUGUAUUUGAUGAUAAUGUACAAGCACCUAAACAAUCCAAAAGAAAAGUGGGCAAAGGUAAAAGUAAACCAGAAAAUAAUGUACAAAAGGCAGAAGAGACAAAUAAAAAAUCUAAAGUGGAAGAUCAGCCGCUAUACACUGAGCGUAGUGGAUGGAAGUGUUAUCGCAUUGAUCCUAACGAAACGAAACUAUAUCAAAAUGCUGCUAUAAUUUUGGAGAAACUGCCGGAAACUUUUGUAGAAACAUAUUUCAGAUAUCAAGACAUCACUGAUAGAAGCAAAGAGGAUAUAGAAGUUGAUCGAUUAAUUAAUUUGAACUCAUUGAAUCGAUCAUCUCUAAAAGAUGGUAAGAAGGCAAAAGCAAAGAGUAAAAUCGCUACGGAAGGGCAGUCGAGCAAGUCAAAUGUUGAUGCUUCUAGGCCUGCAACUCCCAAUUCUGAUGGUCGUGAUGAGUUAACGGCUUCGGAAGAUGAAACCAAUGUGCACGACGAAGUACCCCCGCCUGUGGGUUUACAGACAAGUGAAAACUGUAUGGCCAAAAGCUCUUUGAUGAACGACAGUGAUUCCGACGAAGUUCUUUCAAAAAUUAAGCACGAGCCUAAUGAAGAAACACAGAAACCUAUGCCUCUUAGUAAAAAGAAACUUAAUGUGGUAAUGAAACAACCAGAGUCAUUGAUGUUGACAGCGGAUAAGAUGAUGAACAAAGAACUAAAUAUGCUGCACGCACCUGUAGUAUUGAGCAAUGAUAAUCUGGGGAAACAGGACAAGGGUCCCUCUCCUAAAAAUAAAAAUAAAAUUAUUACGAGAAGCCAUGCAACACGAGAUCGCAGUAAGAACGAUGAAGAUUCUUCAUCAGAAGAGGAAAAGCAGUGGGUAUCCACUAAAGAGAAACUGCUCAAGCGAAUGGGAAAGAAACAAGAUACUGCCAGGGCCGACGACGCGAAACGCGCGAAGCUUGUGAGUGAGUUCAUUGAGCGACGUAGCGACGCGCCUGAGUCUCGCAAACGCGGAGGCCCGCGGCGCGCCCGCCGGAGCAGCCGCAAAAUGCUGGAGCGAGAGAAACAGAUGAGAGUGCUAUCGCACGAAAUGUUUGGGACUCCCGUCGAACACUUAGGGUCGCGACAGGUGUCGCAGUCGUUCUUCAAGGGACGUCGUAAUAUUAGGAAAGUUAUAGACAAGAAGUCUUUGGCGCGAAGUACAGUUGUAGCGAAUAUGGAGGAGUUCGAGAGGAAAUGUAGACUGAACCAAAGACAGGCUCAACUGAGAGAGGUCCUCGGUUGCGAGGAAGGCGUGAGCGUGCUCGUGAUAAACGACGAGGUCUGCCUGGAGUACGGGUUUGAAGAGCAGCGCCCACUGGUCACCAUCCACCCCUUCUUCACCAAGGUCAUGAAAGCACAUCAGUAUGAAGGCGUGAAGUUCAUGUGGGACGCGUGCUUUGAGAGUCUGGAGCGCGUGGAGUCGGGUCACACGGGUGGUGGCUGCAUCCUGGCGCACUGCAUGGGGCUCGGCAAGACGCUGCAAGUGCUGGCGCUGCUCCACACGGUACUAACACACCCCCGCGUGGGCAUGCAACGCGCGCUCGUAUGUUGCCCUCUAUCGACCGUGCUCAACUGGGUCGACGAGAUACACAAGUGGAUCGGUCCAGUUACUGACAAGAUCAAACAACGCAAGUUGAAAAAGAAACUUCAGGUUUUCGAACUAUCAAAACUAAAGAAGACAUACGAGCGCGCGUACCAGUUAGAAGACUGGUACAACGAAGGCGGUAUCUUCAUCAUUGGUUACGAGUUGUUCAGGAGCCUUACCACUCUUGAUGCGGAGUUGGACGACAUCCGUCCGACAAUCGUCAACAAAAUCCGCACAGCUUUGCUUGAUCCUGGCCCCGAUAUAAUCAUAUGCGAUGAAGGUCAUCUCCUUAAAAACGACUCCUCAGUACUAGCCAUCGCUAUGAGCCGAGUGAUGACCAAGCGACGCAUCGUCUUGACAGGGACACCGAUGCAGAAUAAUCUCAGAGAGUAUUACUGUAUGGUCAACUUUGUGAAGCCUAAUCUACUUGGAACUUACAAAGAGUAUUCGAACAGAUUCGAAAACCCGAUUAUGAACGGGCAGCAUAGAGACUCAAAAGAAGACGACAUUCAGCUGAUGAAACAACGCACGCACAUUCUUCACAAAGUCCUAGAAAGCUGCUUACAACGUCAAGAAGCGUCCGUCCUCUACCCUUACCUACCAAAGAAACACGAAUAUACAGUAUUCAUAUCCCUAACAGAAGUCCAAUGGGAACUGUAUAGACACUACAUACAGAACUACUGCUCCAACAGGCAGAAUAAACAGAGUGUGUUAAAGGACUUCCAUAUUCUACAGAAGAUCUGGUCACAUCCCCAAGUGCUUCACAACUUCCAAAUGAGGUCGCGGGAUGAUACCAACAUUAAGUUGAAACCGGAGAAAUUAGAAGACGACUUAGCUCGCGAAGACUUGGCGGCUUCCGAGGAUAUCAAGCCGACUGAGACCGAGGUCUGGUGGCUGCAGUACUUGGACGGUGGCAACAAGCUGGACUCCCUGGACAGCUCCAAUAAAUUCAUCGUGUUCUUCAAAAUUCUAGACGAGUGCGUCGCGUUGGGUGAUAAAGUGUUGUUAUUCUCAACAUCUCUAAUUACGUUGGAUGCUUUGGAGUACUUCCUUAAGAAGAUCAACGACUGGAGCUUAGGCCAAGAGUACUACCGACUCGACGGCUCCGUGCCGCCCGAGGUGCGCCAGAAGUGGUGCAGGGAGUUCAACGCUGAACACAACCUUAAAACUAAAUUAUUCCUGAUCUCGACCCGCGCGGGUUCCCUUGGCCUGAACAUGGUGGCGGCCAACCGCGUCAUCAUCUUCGACACCUCCUGGAACCCGGCGCACGACAUCCAGAGCAUCUUCCGCGUCUACCGCUUCGGACAGAAGAAGGAUUGCUAUAUAUACCGGCUCGUCGCUUUGGGCACGAUGGAACAGAAGAUCUACGAGCGGUCGGUGACGAAGCAAGCGAUCGCGUGCCGUGUCGUCGACGAACAGCAGAUCGACCGACAUUACAACAUGGCUGAACUUACCGAGUUGUACAGAUACGACGAGUGCGGCGGCAACGUGCUGGGCGGCGUGGCGCCGGGCGUGGAGGACGUGGCGCUGCUGCGCGUGGCGCGCUUGCCGGCCGUGCACGCGGUGCACGAGCACGACUCGCUGCUGCGCGGCUCCGAACCCGGGCUGCCCGAGCACGAGCGCGACGCCGCCUGGAUGCAGUUCCAGCAGGAACACGCGCAUAAACAAAUGCAAAAUCAGCUGGUUUCAAGUUUAUCACUAUACUUACCUCAUCUGAAAGCACCGGAGACACAAAAUGAUCCAGAACCGGGACCGAGUAACGUAGAUCUAAAGCAAGAAAUGCAGACUGAAGAUAGUAACAAAGUUGAGGACUCUAAACCAGGGCCUAAAUCGAAAAAGGGCAAAAAAGCAGCAACGGCCAAAGCAGAAAAAUCUGAAACCGUUGCCAAUGACAAAGACCAAGAUAUCCAAGAAAAAAUGGUCGGUAGGAUCAUGGACUUGCUGAUUAAACAUAACUUCCAAGAUAAUCAGUUUCCGCAAGACGUAUCGGAGCUGGUAGCGACGGUGCGGAAUAUAGUCACAAAUGGGAAAGUUCCAAAGGGUCAGUUCAACAACGAACUGGCGAAGAGUAUCGCCAAUGUGCUUUUGAUGAAGGAUGAUACUCCGCCGACAUCGACUCCGUGCUCGUCCCGCAAGAGAGGUCGGCCGCGGAAGAAAGUAGCUCAGAAACCAGAGACGCCGCCACCACCGCCACCACCACCUCAAGCAUCGACAUCACCAGAACCCGUCAUGGGCGGAUACUCGCGACGUAGAGCAGCACUAAACGCCGCGAAACAAAUAGAAAAUAUACAAGAUACCGUUAUGGAAGGAGAUGAUGAUUGGCGCGACGAAUCCUGGACCGAGGAGAUAAGGCCGAAAACCAAACAGACACACAACGAAUCAAUAGUUAAACAAGAACAAGAAGUGCCCAACACUCCAAACAAUUUAAUUUGUGACGAAAGCAUCCUUUUAAGCGACGACGACGAAGCCGCUCCGGUACAAAGCAAUACCAAGACCCAGAAAGAAACGAAAAGCAAAACUCAGAAAGACACGAAAAGCAAAAAACGGGAAGAACCGAAAGGCAAAACGGUGGAAAAGCCGAAGAGUACUGGAGACGAGGUGAUUCCCUUGCACCCGUCGUUGCUGAACAACAAGAACUUUAUAAAGAUCGUAGCGCACACAUAUAUGGAUGGUAACCCUCUGAUGGACGAGGACGCGGCCAUGUUAGCUGCGCAGUACAGUACUCUCAAAACGAAGCAGGAGAUUGAGAGCACCUGCCAGCCAGUCAUCAGUGGACCCAUUUAUGAUAUCGCUGUUAAGGUGUUAGGUAUCGAUAUACUAAAGAAACUCCACCGUGCCCAUCCGACCAAAAUGCUAGACGCAAACCCAAGAGAGACAACCAAACCUGCCAACGAACCGUCUAAUCCUGUAGCAACACCUCAAGCAAAACCGGCUACUGUGGAAACUAGGAAACAAUCAACUGUAGUCGAACCUGAGAAACCUGAAAAGAAAAAGCAAACGCAGGGGAAAAAGCCCGGGCUAAGGCUGAAUGCUAAGUUAUUAGAAGAGCGGGUAAAUACCCGUGAGUCGGUGCCGACUGCUACUAGCGACGUCGUACCUGUUGGAUUAAUAAGAAGUAGUUUGACGCCGAGUACUCCAUUCGCUCCGCAAGUGCAGGAGGAGAGUAUCCUGCCGGACGACGACGACGUCGCGGUCAGCAGCCCUGCGCCCGCGCCCAAGGGCACACUCAAAAAGAACGCCAAACCUAUCAUACUGAAGUCUAUAAAAGCCGUCGGAAAUAUCGCAGCGGCCGGGCCGCCACAGCCGGUAACUGUUACCGCGGGUCCGCCUUCCCAGCCGCGGAUACCUAAAUUAGUGAUCUCCGCAGGCAAGCUGGUGCCUUAUCCGGCAUCGUUCACGAACUCCGUCCCGCAGAGCAGCGCGCCGCCAACGCCGACCACGCCGACCGUCGCCAAUCCCACCCCUAAAGAGCGCCUGGCCAUCAGUGAUACCAUUUGCCUGGACAGCGACGAUGAGGAAACCAUCACGCCUAACGUAAAGGCGGAGCCCCCGCCGAAGAAGAGAGUCGCGACCAAGUCCACUAGCAAGCCGGCAGUGCCGAAGGCCAAGCCUGCGUCUGCGCCGUUCCCCGCUUCCGCGCCCUUCCCUGCUUCCGCUCCCUUCCCCGCGUCUGCGCCAUUCCCGGCAUCCGCACCAUUCCCGGCGUCGGCGCCUUUCCCCGCAUCGGCCCCCGUCCCCGCAUCGGCCCCCGUCCCCGCAUCGGCCCCCUUCCCCGCAUCGGCUCCCUUCCCCGCAUCGGCCCCCUACCCCGCGUCCGCGCCGUAUUCCGCGAUGGCAGCCCCGGCCGCCGCGCCGCCUAGCCAUCCUUUACCGGGCUCCGCCCUCAAUGUCAAUGUAUCCGGCACGGACUACAUCAUGAUCCCCGCGUCGCACCUGAACAGAUUGCCUCAAGCCCCCGAGGAGCCGCGUGCGGCCCCGGGUCGCCGCCAGCCUGCCACUGUUUUACGGUCAAAUGUCCCAAGUGCGACGACCGUGCUACAAAAUAAUCCGCUGUUAAAGGGUAUGUUAAAUAGCGACGCGUCGAUCGCAUCCAAAAAUGUGAAUUUGCAAACUGCGGAGCCGUCAUCGAGUGCUCCGAAGGUUCUCAAGUCGAACCAGACUGUCUGCAAGCCGGGCGAUAUCCUCCGGAUUACCAAGAGUGGGCAACUCGAGAUUCUGAGUAAGAGCAUUGAAGACGACGACGAAGAAGUGAUGUUCGUGGAUAACGACGUCGUAUCCAAUGUAAGCAAAACCCAAACUCCCGUUAAGCAGACUGCACGCGCUACUGCGACAGCAACGCAAGUUGAACCUACUCCCGCAAAAUCUGCACCUACUCCCGCAAAAUCAGCACCUACUCCCGCAAAAUCAGCACCUACUCCCGCAAAAUCUGCACCUACUCCCGCAAAAUCUGCACCUACUCCCGCAAAAUCUGCACCUACUCCCGCAAAAUCAGCACCUACGACCAGAAAAUCUGCACGCAGGUCCACAAUAACUACAACUACGCCCACAAAAACUGCGCAGUUCCCUACGACCGAUAAGAAAUCCGAGCGAGUUCGGAAAGUAUCUUCGUCGAGCAGCAGUGCGGAAUCGCGACCUAACAGCCCGGACGACCCGCUUUCGAUCCUUAGAGAUGUGGUCCACAUCCAGGCGCUCGACGUUGACGCCGACGAUAACGAACCAGUACAUAGUACAAGUGUGCCCACACAACCGAGAAACAUAAAAAGUACUAGCUUGCAGUCUAGUACGAUUCCAACGCCUACCACCACUACGAAGGAUUCAUUGCCUAAAGCUGCACCACAAGCUAAACGCUCAACCAAUACUCAAGAUAAUAUCGAGAGUCAUAUUUCUAAAACUCAUGGUAUUCUCAAUAAACUGGACUGUUUACUCGGUGCGGCUUCGAGCGGGAAAAGCCAACCUGAAGCCCCAAAACAAACGCCGAACAAAAAGCAGAGCAGUGCUGGACCUUGGCGUGAUACUAUCGACUUGACAGAUCGCUUUGGUGAUAGCGAAGUUUCAUGGGGGAGUAAGAAAAAACCUGGAGCGAACGUAGAAAAGAAAGUCAAAAAACCCCCCACUGCGUUGACGAAGGAAACACCCCCCACUACACUAGUGGGGACAUCUAAAAAUAUCAUCAUCAACAGCAGCGGGAAGGCGACUGUUACUAGCAGCGGGACAGCAAACAAGUCGAUACGAGUCACCAGUACAGAAAUGCCGUCUGCAUCGAAGCCGCGGACCGAGACCAAGAGACGAGGCGCGCAGCCGCCGCCUGUGCCGUCUAGUGCGCCAAAGAAGAAAAAGACUGAACCAAUGUCAUUGGAAGAUUUCAACAUUGACGAUAUCGACGAUAUCAUUGAAUUGGAGUAAAUAAGAGGUUAUACAUUAUAAUAAUAAUGUUUAACAUUGGUACCACCACUAUGAAUAUGGAUACUACAUAGAUUUACUACUACCGUAGAUUAAACAUAAGCGCUCAAAAAGUGCGAUGCAAAGUUAUUGUUAAUUUAGCGACGUUGGCAGUACUUUACCUCAGUGCGCGAUUAGGCGCCGAACUGGCGACACGGGGAAGUGCGUGGUAAUAACUUGCAAAAAUAGAAGCUGAAAGCGAAAAAAGAAGGCUGGAUCAUCAUAUUUCUAAUAAGUAAUGACAUUAUUAUUAUAGUUUAAAAUACACUAAAACAAGUACUCUCGAUCAAUCCGAGUCGCAGUAUAAUCCGAUCGCGUUACGAAGCACUACACGCCACUAUAUGUAAUAAGACGAUGCGUACUUUCUUAAUUUGACACGAUUAUUUUUAAUGUAUAUACCCGCUGUGUACGAAUGUAUAGCUAAACAAGCGCCAAGUUUUCGCCGCAUUUUUGUAUCAAGCGCUGUAUCUACGGUAGUGGUAAAUCAAUGGGAUACUACGACAAUGUUUUGAUGUGGUAUAUAAAUUAAUUAACCUAUGGUUAGAAGCAGGUGUGUAUUAUUUUUGUUGCUCGUGAUCUCAUUUGGACUUGGGACAAAAAGAAUGCCAUCUUGUUUAUAGUAACGUCUGUUCUAACGUGUAUGAGGUUAUAAAAAUCAUAUAUAAUCUUCAAACUCCUUAAGUGGAAUUUGCAAUAUUCUGGUUGAUUUACCAAUAUUUUUUUACUAGUGAAAGUUGUAUAUGGCGUUAUUCAAAUGGAAAUAACGUCGAUUUCGUUUGAAAUCUACGCAAGGUAGAUACUGAUAUCUAGGUAUAAAUAUUAUUAGUGAUAUUCUAGAAUAUAUUGUACGGUAUUGUGUAGACUUCCUGUUAUCCUGUUCACAACUUAUCUUAUUGAUAAAUAAGAUGGUAAACAUACCGUUUCAUUGUGACACCUUUGUGUAAGUUAUAAAGUACAGAUUGUAACAUUGAUGAAUAUGUUGCUAAUACUCGUUCUUAUUUGAAUGUGAUUUGAUUACUGAUGAGUAUAACGCAAACUUUUUA
Pectinophora gossypiella (pink bollworm) is the source of this 13329-nucleotide messenger RNA. RefSeq lists its product as uncharacterized. The transcript is spliced from 23 exons. Gene Ontology annotation, cellular component: nucleus. Gene Ontology annotation, molecular function: ATP-dependent chromatin remodeler activity; ATP hydrolysis activity; ATP binding. The coding region runs from base 146 to 12250 and encodes 4034 amino acids. The record is from RefSeq and is a predicted model, not a curated record. Lineage: Eukaryota; Metazoa; Arthropoda; Insecta; Lepidoptera; Gelechiidae.